AAGGUAUCUCAACGAGACAGCAUCAAUUCCAUAAAAAUCAAAUUUGAAACCAUCAGCUAGAAUAAAUUUUGAAAAGUAAAGGGGCGUUUGGGAUAAUUUAAAAGAAAUGGGUAGUUGAGAAAAUAUUAAAAAUAUAAGUUGAGACGAAGGGAGACAGAAAAAAGAUAGUCAAAAUUGUGGCCGGUAAUCUACACUUGCAAGUUCCUGAUUGAAGGUACAAGGCUCACGUGUCCUCAACGUCCGAUUUUCUUCUUUUAAUCGGCCCGAGACGACGCCAAUACUCAACACCCACCAUUGAUGCUACGUAUGAGAUUAUUAAUGUAAUAGCUUUUACUUUCCCUCUUAACAUUUCUGAAUCAAAGCAAAUCAAACUCCUGAUCAAAUCAUUUCAACAUCAUUCCAUUUUUGACAAAUCUCCACUUUCUUUUCUUCCAUUUCAUCUCUUUCCUUUUCUUUUUCAAUCUUUAGACUGCUUAUAAAUAUAAUUCACUGGAGAAGAAGAAGAAGAAGAAUCUUUGAUUGUCACUUUAAUUUGUUUGAGGAAUUCAAGGCUACAAGCUUGGACUUGUAGCCAUAAAGCAAAGUGCUUGCCCCCAUCUUUCAAAUCUUUCGUUGCUUGAUGGGUCACCACCAUCUAACUCUCCCAUAAAUCCUCCACCCUCUGCCACCCUCGCCAUGUUUCUUUCUUCACUUUCAGAGCCCACCUUUUGCCGGUUUUCAAAAUUUUAAGUGAUUAAGAUUUUGCUGCAAGAGUUUUUCUUUAAUAUCAGUUUUCAAUUUUCUGUUUUGCUGUUAUCGCAAUGUCAUGGAAAACCCGCAACUCGGAGACGAAGAGUAGAGGUAAAAGUAAGAUCAGGAAGCGGGGUUGUUCAUCGUCUUCAGCGUCCUCAUUGGUUCAGAAGUACAGAUUUAAACGGGCAAUUCUUGUGGGAAAGAGAGGGGGUUCGAGCACGCCGGUUCCCUCAUGGAAGACCAGCGUAAAGUUUCCAUCUUUAGCAAUGACGACUGCGGAGCAACAACCCAAUAGCGGUAUGGCUUCUCAGGGAGGAGGUAGAGGCAAGGAAAUGGCGGUUUCAGCAAGAAAACUUGCGGCCACUUUGUGGGAAAUUAACAAAAUCCCUUCACCUAAAGGGAAUAAAGAGAUUGAGAAACACGAUUUGAGAAAUAAAGAGAGACUUUUGAGAGGUUCACAGUCUGGUGCUUUGCCUCCACCCUCGUCAGAUCCAUCCUAUAGUCCAAUUUCAGAGGGGAUGGAUCGAUCCAGGGGGAAUGCCCGUCGGAGAAGAACUUCAGUAAUUUCUCAGAAGCUUCAAGUUGCUGAUCAUGACUUGGGUAGGACAUUGGACUCUCUGAACAGUGCCAGUGUUAUGGAGAAUAAAAUGCAGAUAGAGGCUUACUCACGAGGCAAGAGUCAUGCUGGAUCUAUAAUUGGAAUUAAAAACCGUUUGAAGGAUGUUAAUGAUGGCCUAGAUGCAUCAAAAGAGCUUUUGAAAGUUCUGAAUCGUGUUAGGGGUCUUGAAGAAGAGAAUUCUCUGAGCAUAUCUCUUGUCUCAGCUGUACGGGCUGAACUUGAUCGGGCUCGUGCUCAAGUUGAUCAUUUGAUCAAAGAGCAGUGGUUUAAUCACACUGAAGUUGAGUGCUUAAUGAAGCAUUUUGCAGAAGAAAAGGCAGCUUGGAAAAGGAAGGAACGAGACAGGAUUCGCAAUGCCAUAGCUUGCAUUGCAGAAGAGCUUCAGGUAGAGAAUAAGCUUAGGAGACAAACAGAGAGAUUAAACAAGAAACUUGGAAAAGAAUUAGCAGAGACAAAAGCAUUGCUGUCAAAUGCAAUGAAAGAGCUAGAGAGUGAGAAGAGGGCGAAAGAGAUAUUGGAACAAGUUUACGAUGAGUUAGCAAGAGGCAUUGGAGAAGACAGAGCUGAGGUUGAAGAACUAAAGAGAGAGUCAGUUAAAGCUCGAGAAGAGGUUGAAAAGGAGAGGGAGAUGCUUCAACUCGCUGAUGUUCUGCGUGAGGAGAGAGUCCAGAUGAAACUCUCAGAAGCUAAGUACCAUUUUGAGGAGAAAAAUGCAGCUGUGGAAAGGCUAAGAAAUGAGCUUGAGGCUUACUUGAGAACCAAAAAAGGAGAAGAAAAUGGAGAAAUGUCUCCGAAUUUCAAGAGAAUCAAGGGUCUUGAAGCUUAUUUGAAGAAAAUUCAGUUUGGUUCUUGUGAAAAUACAGAGAUAAAGGGGUAUGAAGGAGAAGUGGACGAUGGAAAUGAGGACGAGGAAGAUGACUCAGCUGAUAGUGAUCUUCAUUCCAUUGAAUUAAACAUGGAUAAUAGUAGCUGGAGCUAUAAGUGGAGUUAUGUUUAUGGUAAUGAUACUCAAGAUGAUGCAAAGAGAGUCUCAGUUGAUAAAGGAUUUAAAGGGAGAAAAUCUAUUGAGAAAAUUCAAUGGGGAAGCAUUUGCCUGGAAAGAGGAACUUCUAAUGAUAAAGAUUGGAGCUACAAAGAACAUUCAGAUGAACUUGACAGGGAAAAAUUAGCAGAGAUUGUUUCGCAGACUCAAACACAAGAACUUACGGAUGAAAUCAAGAGAUACCGAUCAAUCAAAAGUCUUCGAGACCAUAUUUUAUCCGAUUCCAAGGUGGCAUCAUUUCAAAACUUUGCAAGUCCAACGCACCAAUGGGGCCAAUCCUUGCCUCAGCAGGAUCCUGGAAUUGAAGUUCUGGGAAGUCAGGGUGAUGCCUUGAAUCGCAAGCUAGUGGAAUCCUCAACAACUGAAUGCAGGAUUUCAACAAGCUGAAGACCAAAAUAUCUAUUUUUGAUCCUUGUUUUAACUUGUGCUUGUUUUGCAAAUUGCAAUUCCCUUUGUGUUGAUGAAUAUGUAAGCAAGAUGUAAAUAUAGUGAUUUCCAAAGCUAUAAGUUCUGCUAAACCUACUACAGAGCUUUUGCCAAGUUCUCAAGUUUUGAAGUAUGUAUUUAUUUUUGUUUUGCUUUCUGUAGAAGUAUUAGGAAAAUGUUGUCAAAGGAGAUUUAAACUCUUUACUUACA
This is a messenger RNA of Mangifera indica (mango), 3029 nucleotides long. RefSeq lists its product as uncharacterized. Bases 801 to 2780 code for a protein of 659 amino acids. The record is from RefSeq and is a predicted model, not a curated record. NCBI's taxonomy places the organism in Eukaryota, Viridiplantae, Streptophyta, Magnoliopsida, Sapindales, Anacardiaceae. The transcript is spliced from 3 exons.